AUGGCCUUCGCAACAUUUCCUGCUGGAGUGCUAGAGAUAGGAUGCUGGAUGUACGCUAGUCAAAGACAAGUAGCACGUUUGAGACUGAAAUUUCUAAGUGCAGUGCUAAGACAGGAUAUUGGGGCAUUUGAUACAGAGUUAACUACUGGCAAAGUACUUACUGGCAUAAGCAGCCACAUGUCACUCAUACAGGACACCAUCGGAGAGAAGACGAUCUCCCAGAUCAGAACUGUAUUUGCUUUUGUUGGAGAAAAUUUAUCAAUCAAAUCCUUCUCAGAUUGCAUAGAGAGACAAAUGAAGAUAAGCAAGAAAGAAGCAUUUAUAAAAGGUCUUGGAACAGGCACGUUCCAGACUAUAACUUUCGCUUCGUGGUCUCUUAUUGUAUGGGUGGGAGCUGUUGUUGUAACAGCCAAGAGAUCAACAGGAGGAGAUGUCAUAGCUGCAGUUAUGAGUAUUCUGUUUGGAGCAAUAUCACUUACGUAUGCUGCACCAGAUAUACAAAUCUUCAAUCAAGCAAAAGCAGCAGGAAAGGAAGUUUUCCAGAUGAUUGACAGAAAACCCACUAUAGAUGCCGACUCCGGAGGGAUGACAUUUGAAGUAAUAGAUGGCAAUAUCAACAUACGGGAUGUACACUUUGCUUAUCCAUCACGGCAGGAGAAGUUAGUUCUUCAAGGGUUUUCUUUGUCAAUUCCAGCAGGAAAAGUAGUGGCACUUGUUGGAAGUAGCGGGUGUGGUAAAAGCACCAUCAUGUCACUACUAAUGAGAUUUUAUGAUCCCGUGAGAGGUGAGAUUCUCCUUGACAACCACAACAUCAAAGAUCUUGAUUUGAAGUUUCUUAGGAGAAACAUAGGAGUAGUUUCGCAGGAGCCAUCUCUAUUUGCUGGCAGCAUCAAAGACAACAUUAAGAUGGGAAAUGUUAACGCAAAUGAUCAACAGAUUGAAAGAGCUGCCUUGUUGGCAAAUGCACAUUCUUUCAUAUCCCAGCUACCGGAUCAAUAUCUAACAGAGGUAGGGCAAAGGGGUCUCCAACUAUCAGGUGGACAAAAACAGAGAAUUGCAAUAGCAAGAGCAAUUUUAAAAAAUCCUCCUAUUCUUUUGCUUGAUGAGGCCACCAGUGCACUUGACACAGAGUCAGAGAAACAAGUUCAAGAAGCACUGGAGACAGCAGCACAAGGCAGAACAGUCAUCUUAAUUGCACACAGAAUGUCAACUAUUGUAAAUGCAGACAUGAUAGCUAUUGUUGAGGAUGGGAAAAUUGUGGAAACAGGAACACAUAAUAACCUCUUAGAUACAAGUAUAUUCUACAACAGGCUAUUUAGCAUGCAGAGCAUCACGCAAGAUUGUCAAACUAGGUCAGAUUAA
Solanum tuberosum (potato) is the source of this 1362-nucleotide messenger RNA. RefSeq names its product ABC transporter B family member 2-like. The record is from RefSeq and is a predicted model, not a curated record. Gene Ontology annotation, molecular function: ATP binding; ABC-type transporter activity; ATP hydrolysis activity. Lineage: Eukaryota; Viridiplantae; Streptophyta; Magnoliopsida; Solanales; Solanaceae. Bases 1 to 1362 code for a protein of 453 amino acids. Gene Ontology annotation, biological process: transmembrane transport. The transcript is spliced from 6 exons. Gene Ontology annotation, cellular component: plasma membrane.